AUGCGGCUACUCUUCACCCUCCUUGCUGCAACAGUUGCUUCAGUGACAUGUCAGACCGACAAGGGGCAGCAGCUGCAAUAUGACGAAGCUGGACAGCUCGCAGUCAAUCAGUCACUCUUCUGGGGAACAUGGCGGCCGAAUCUAUACCUGGGCAUGCGAGCAAGGGUGCCAGAUUCGCUCAUGUUCGGCUUGAUCUGGUACGGCGUGCACGACUAUGCAAGUCAUGCCAAAGCGCGGCACUCCUGCGAGCAGGACGACGGGUUGGCUGCUUACGACUGGCUCAGACAUGACGGGCGCACAUCGGGAGCACAGAUCAUCAGUGACCCAUUGAAUAAUAUCAACCUGAGGACAUCCUUUCUCAAGGUCCCGGGAGGACAGCAUGGCGGCUCCUGGGCUCUCAAGAUCAACGGACGAGCUAUCGAUCCUAUGCAGCCUGCACGGAUAGCUUUGACGCCAUACUUUGGUAUAGAAGGCUCGGGGAGCUUCGAGUUGGAAUCUAAAGAGGCUGAGGAUGGCAUACUCUCGCCUGUUGUCCUCAAUGGUCAGACCGGAGACUUGGGCUCCUUUAGCAUACGAAUAGAAGACGGUAAGAGUACUGUCAGCGUACCCGUCAGCUCAUACCAGGACGAGUUCGGCGACAGACUGUCGCGGUACGCGUACAUCAGUCGCGCAGUCGGUAAAGGCCAGAUCUGGCGGGCGAAAGAUGUAAUCAUGAGCGAUGCAGCGCAGUAUGGGAAUGCGCUCGUCGAAAAGUAUGGUCAGGACAAUCCACCCGAGCCUGCGCAAGUCUUGACGCUUUCCAAUGACGCGCGAGACGGUGCCAAUCUCUGGGCAUUCCAGCGAAUGCUCGAGGCACCUUUCACCACGUACAUCUAUUUCGAUGCAGACGAUGUGCCCCAGAAGCUCACCAGCCAAGCACUCGAGGCAGGUCUCGAAGCAUCCAAGCAAGCUUUUGACGAUCGGUUCGAGCGUACUUUUGCAUUGACGAGCAAAGGCUAUGUUGGCGAGCAUGUCAUGCUCGCAAAGUCACUUCUGUCAAACCUCAUUGGCGGGAUUGGCUACUUCCACGGCAACUCUGUCGUUGAUCGGUCGCGAGAUUUCGGCGAUGAUCUCGAGGACGAGGGAGGCGUGCCCGUACAGCCCAAGCCGGAGCUGACGGAAGAGCGAACUUUGUUCACUGCUACCCCGAGUCGCUCCUUCUUCCCCCGUGGCUUCUACUGGGAUGAAGGCUUUCAUCUCUCGCUCAUCGGCGCCUGGGACAACGACAUGAGUCUUGACAUACUGCGAUCGUGGGUAGAUUUGAUCGAUGAGAACGGGUGGGUUGGUCGCGAGCAAAUUUUGGGCGACGAAGCGCGAAGCAAGGUACCGAGCGAGUUCAUAACCCAAUAUCCAACUUAUGCCAAUCCUCCGACAUUGACGAUCGCGGUGACUGACUACAUAGCCCGGCUCCGUGCUCGAGGGAUCGAUGUUACCAAUGCCGACUUUGACGAUCGACUGAAAGGCGCGAUGCCGCCCGUCAUGGCUGCUACGGGAUCGACCGAAGAGCUCUCGAACAGACUACUGAGCGAUACAUCGCUUGCCAAAGCGUUCUUGCUUUCGAUCUACCCGAAGCUUAAGCUGCAUUACGAGUGGUUCAGGCGAACGCAAAGGGGCGAGAUCAGAGAAUGGGAUCGCGAUGCUUCGCACAAGACAGAGGGAUACAGAUGGCGUGGUCGUACAGCUGAUCAUGUCCUGACGAGCGGCUUGGACGAUUACCCUCGAGCAAGACCGCCGCAUACUGGCGAGUUGCAUCUCGACCUGAUCAGCUGGGUUGGUUUCUUCAGCAGGACGAUGAGCGAAAUUGCAGCUUUCAUUGGCGAAGAAGAAGACAAGGCAGAUUAUGAUGAAGCCUAUGCUGCCAUCGUUCAGAACAUCGAUGAUCUGCACUGGAAUGAAGACGAGCAAAUGUACUGUGACCUCAGCGUCAACGAAGAAGACGAGUCUGUCUUUGUUUGCCACAAAGGCUACAUUUCGCUCUUCCCCUUCAUGCUAGGGCUCAUGGCACCCGACUCGCCUCAUCUCGGCAGCGUGCUCGAUCUCCUUCGUGAUCCCGAGCAUCUCUGGUCCGACUAUGGCAUCCGCAGUCUGUCCAAAUCGGAUCCCUACUUCGGCAAGGGCGAUGGGUAUUGGACCGGCCCCAUUUGGAUUCAGUUCCAAGCCAUGAUCCUUAAAGCUCUUCAUCAGAAAUACGCAAGAUACCCAGGACCGCAUCAGCAGCAAGCACAGCAAAUUUACAGCGAACUCAGAAACAAUGUCGUCAAUAACGUCAAGAAGGAAUACGAUAGAACGCAAUACUCUUGGGAGCAGUACAACGCUCUGACGGGCCAAGGACAGCGCAGUCAUCCUUUCUGCGGCUGGACCUCUAUGGUCACGCUCAUCAUGGCGGAAAUCGUGGUUCCUCAACUGGACAAGAGCUUGGCCAACAGCUCGCUAGACAUCAUGCAAGAGGGCGGUAUCCUCCCCUCUAAUGCGCCCCUGCACAGGCCCCCUAGCGCAGAGAGCCCGGGCGAGAAGUUUAGCGAGGAAGGGAAGAGGCAGGAGCUGCAGAUCAAGGAGCAAGAUCUCGAUGCGAGCUCGUACAUGACCGAAGAAGGCGACGAUACAGAUGAGCCCCACAAGUACUCCUUGGCGUCGCUCUACAUUCGUUUCCGGGCCCUUGUCCAUCUCGUGCUGGUGGCGGUUCUCCUCGGCUGGUGGAUCUCAGGACUUGUACUGCCUCGGACAAGACACUACUGGAUCAUUACGACCGUCUGGGCGUGGUUCUUCAUCCUCCUCAUCUGCUUUCAAUGGGUACCCACAUCGAUCUUCUCCGACCCGAUUGAGCGGUCUUGGAAUGCCACAGUCUCGCGUGGCUUCUGGUCACUGAGUUACAUGACAAGGCUCAGCAUAGGCGUCGUCGGUCUGCUUGCGCUCGUCCUGGGUUCCGCAUUCGGUGUGCAGUCGGCCGACUCCUCGUAUGGGCACAGAGCUCAGGGACUCUUCGGUCUCAUUGUCUUCAUGAGCGCUCUCUAUCUGACAAGCCGGUCGCGCAAGCACAUCCAAGCCGACACCGUCAUCGUCGCGCUCGCAUUCCAGCAGAUCAUCGCGCUUUUUGUGCUCAAAACCGGUGCUGGGCAAAGCUUCUUCAAAUGGAUCAGUACUGCUGCCCGCGACCUGCUGAUGCAAGGCUAUGCCGGCGCCGCAUUUUUCUGGAGCGAAGCCUUUCUGAGCAACAAUUUCUUCUUCGUCAAUACUCUGUCCGUGAUUGUCUUCUUCGUGGCACUCGUCACGCUGCUGCUGCACUAUGGCAUCUUGUCCUGGAUUCUAGUCAGAUUCGCAUGGUUCUUCUUCAAAACUUUGCGAAUUUCUGGCGCCGAGGCGAUUGCUGCGACAGCAUGCCCUUUUAUCGGCCAGGGAGAAAGCGCUAUUCUGUGUAGACAAUUUGUCAGAUCGAUGACUUCUUCAGAGAUUCAUCUCGUCAUGACGUCCGGCUUCUCAACGAUCGCGGGCUCUACUUUUCUUGCUUACGUCUCAUUGGGCGUGGAUCCCACCAUCUUGAUUACUUCUUCGGUCAUGUCGAUCCCUGCUGCUAUCGCAGUCUCGAAAAUGCGCUGGCCCGAACGCGGUCAUCCGCUCACAGCUGGCAAAGUGCACAUCCCACCCGAUCCCGAUCGCGCAGAGUCCGGUCUUGUUGCGCUCUCGAACGGAGCAAUCUUCGGAGUGAAAGUCGCCAGUAGUAUCUUCGCCAACGUUCUUGUCGUCGUCUCGCUGCUCGCACUCGUCAAUGGCCUGCUCGCAUGGAUCUUCCAAUUCUUCUCGGUGCAGGGUCUUACGCUGCAAUUCAUUCUCGGAUACAUCCUUUGGCCGGUAGUGUGGCUGAUGGGCGUCCCCAAGCAAGACAUUGUCGCAAUUUCUCAGCUCAUCGGUCUGAAGGUCAUCAGCAACGAAUUCGUCGCGUACACCGAUCUCCAGCCAUUGCGAGCCACGCUGUCUACUCGCGGACUGAUCAUCGUACAGUAUGCCCUCUGCGGCUUUGGCAACGUCGCCUCGCUAGGCAUUCAACUGGGCGUUUUGUCAGCUCUUGCACCCAAUCAGAAGCGUCGCAUCAUUCGAUGCGGCGUAUCUGCUCUAAUCUGUGGCAUCUUUACGACCCUAAUGACGGCAACAACCGCCGGCAUGCUCUCUUAG
This is a messenger RNA of Mixia osmundae IAM 14324, 4206 nucleotides long. RefSeq names its product glycoside hydrolase family 63 protein. NCBI's taxonomy places the organism in Eukaryota, Fungi, Basidiomycota, Mixiomycetes, Mixiales, Mixiaceae. Bases 1 to 4206 code for a protein of 1401 amino acids. Gene Ontology annotation, molecular function: Glc3Man9GlcNAc2 oligosaccharide glucosidase activity. Gene Ontology annotation, biological process: oligosaccharide metabolic process; protein N-linked glycosylation. The transcript is spliced from 15 exons. Gene Ontology annotation, cellular component: endoplasmic reticulum membrane. The record is from RefSeq and is a predicted model, not a curated record.